AUGAACUAUAUUUUUAAUUCACAAAAUUCUCAACUAUCACAACCACUCUUCUCACAACUUAGUCAAAACACUUCUUCUCAAAAUACAAUACAAAUAACUGCUACAGUAAGACCUUCAUUACUUCUUGCAAGAAAUCAAUUAGAACAAAAACACAAAGAAAAAGAAGAAAGAAAACGCAUUAAGAAAGAGUUAUUGAAAGCAACUCUUAACCAAACUAUACAAAUGGCAAAAGAACUAAAGAAGAGGAGGAAGGCAUUAGAAAAAUUACAAACCAUUUGUCAAUCUAUAGGUGAAGAAAUGGUUUUGUCAUACAACGAACAAAGUUCUUUGUUAAUGAAAUUCUUUGAUGAAUUACAAUUAACUAUAGAUAAAGCAACAGAUAUUCCAAAGUAA
Entamoeba histolytica HM-1:IMSS is the source of this 393-nucleotide messenger RNA. RefSeq lists its product as uncharacterized. The coding region runs from base 1 to 393 and encodes 130 amino acids. The record is from RefSeq and is a predicted model, not a curated record. The transcript is spliced from 2 exons. NCBI's taxonomy places the organism in Eukaryota, Evosea, Mastigamoebida, Endamoebidae.